AUGACUCUGACACCAAGAGUCAACACACUUUUAUUCCUAGUGUAUGAAGUCAGCCUCUCAGUGCCAUGCCCAGUGCCAGGCGACGACGCGAGGGACAGUGCAUGCUGCACAGGUACCGAUUGCCGUCCAGAUAGUACCAGGUACCAGGUGUACCUCGGGAGUACCUUGUACCUCGGGAGUACCUUGUACCUCGGCAGAAUCCUGGAGGUUCGGAGGCUCACCUGCACGCGUCCGAUUCCUCGCAUUCUUACACCUGAAGAAUGUCGCAAGCCACCUCAAGCCACCUCAAGCCAACUCAAGCCAACUCAAGCCCCCAUACUUCGAGCCGGAUUCUCGACGAGCAAAGCAAAGGCAAGCCAGUUGCACAAUCGCUCAUCAAAUGGGUACAUAGAGUUAACUGAUCCAACUGCCCUGCCACCAGAGUGCACACCCAACAUUGAUGGCCCAAGUGCUGAAAGUGUACCCCAGGAGCAGACGAUGCACUCCUUUCACACGCUUUUCUGUCGGCGGUGCUUCAAAUAUGACUGCUUCCUCCACCCUACCAAGGGAAGUACAGACGCCCCAGGCCUGGCAACAUCACAUCCCCGACCCCAUGGUGGAAAGAGAAAGAGCCCAGAGCUGCGACCACUCAUGGAACCUUGUUCACAGUUCUGCUAUCUGCAUCUACCUGAUGCAAAAGAAAAGAUGGUCAAUGCAGCCUCACUCUCGUCAGAUAAGCUAAGAGAUGAUAAUGAAUCCUCCAAUGAUGCCAAGCCAAGAAAGAUCCGGAAACACGCUUCAGUAGACUCAGGAAAUGAAGCGAGCUCUGAGGACAGCAACGACAGUAUAAGGAUGAGUGGGCGGAAGGGAGAGAAAACAAACUCAGGAUGUGAGUGAUCCCACUUUCAGAGACAGUGAGUGAGUGAGUGAGUGAGUGAGUGAGUGAGUGAGUG
Penaeus vannamei (Pacific white shrimp) is the source of this 932-nucleotide messenger RNA. The record is from RefSeq and is a predicted model, not a curated record. NCBI's taxonomy places the organism in Eukaryota, Metazoa, Arthropoda, Malacostraca, Decapoda, Penaeidae.